GCCUCGGGGGCCGUGGAGAACAGGCAGGCACAGUCGUCGCCGAGACCGACAGCCAGCGAGACGGCCGUUGCCCUACCAGUGGGCCUGGAGGCGGCAUCGGGGCCCAAGGCUGCCGAUGCCCGAAGGCGCGUCGCUGGAUGGCAGGCUCGAUCAGCCGAAGCAAGCUCGAGCGGCAUUACCAGCGAGUCAGAGGCUGCCAGCGCUGCCAAGCGCCAGCGGAUGCUGUCGAGACGGGCGAGGCGAAGGCACCAGGCGGACGUCCGAACGAUCGGGGUCUACGUGAUUAUCGACCGCUGCCCGGAGUCGAGCGCUGCGACGGCGCGCGUGCGAGCCCAGUGCUAUCGGGUGCUCGCGCUGGCGAAGGAGAGAGCAGGCCACCGCAUGAUGGCAGUCUUUCUAACGCUGUCGGUCUCGACGUGCCCGAGGCCGUCCUUCCUCUCCAGGUUGCGCCCUGGGGACAUAGUGAAGCCGCGUGGUGGGGGCCGUUGCUGGGGGCUGCUCAUGCGCCCGCAGGAGUGGGCAACGCCGGACCAGGUUGGGGAGUCCGGCCUGAGCUUGGAGUUGGACUCGGCGCGGCACUCGGGAGCGAGCGUCUACCGCGCCAGAGGCGAGCGCAGCCAGGCGGAAGUGCAGCGCCGCGGAGGCUGGCUGCAGUGGAAAAACAUGGCCAGGUACAAGAUGAGCGCUCGGCUGGGGCAGCAGACGCAGAUCCACGGCCUGACGCUUCUGGCCUGCGGCGAGCAGCGCCUGCGCCAGCGGCGCUCAGCCCUCGCCAUGCGGGGCAAAGCGCUGGUGAUAGGAGACCAGGUGAGCGCAGUCGGAUCAGAGCUGGCCUCCCAUGGUACGCCCACUUGGACGUGGCGCGCAGACGCGCUCGGCGACCAGAAUUUGGGCGCUCCGUUGGAGCAGCGAGUGUUGGGCCAUCUGAAGCGGAAAGAGGCGUUGCUCCUGUUUGUCUCGCCCGUGCUGCCAGGUGCUAGCAGGGCAAGCGACAACGGAUGUAACCGCUACAGGGUGAAACGGUUUGCCGAAAGACUGAGUCGCCUUGCUAGAAUGUGUUGGAGGGCUCGCGUUCCGUUUGUCUUCGAGAUGCCCGGGGGGAG
Molecule: messenger RNA, 1103 nt
Organism: Prorocentrum cordatum
Lineage: Eukaryota; Dinophyceae; Prorocentrales; Prorocentraceae
Source: the annotation of a GenBank genome assembly